AAAAAUAAAAAAUAAUAAAAAAUUGUUUUUACCCCCUUAUUUCUUUUAAUGAGUAAACCAAGAGAACUAAUAAAGAAGAGCAAUUCGUUUUCUAAUGAAAACUUCGUUCAUGAAAGCCCUGUUCAGAACAAGUUUCAAAAGCAGUUCGGUAAGAGCGGCUUGAACAGGUCUUUCACCACCAAUGACUUCAAUAUGAAACAAUCCUUUGCUUCUCUCAAAGACGACGAUUUCAGUAUUGGUGACGACUCAAACGACGGAGAAAAAAAAGCUACGUCUGUCAUUCCACUUAAACGAUCAGAAUCUGCAGUUGGUCUCAAGCACUAUUUAAAACCAAAGAAGCAAAAUCUUGGACCAGUUGAAAAGACCAUUCGCCGUCUAGAGCAAGAAGAACAAUGGACACCUGCAUUUGAUAUGUCAUUCGAUUCAUUUGAGGCCGAUACAACAGAACUGAAGGACGCACUUGAAGAUGAAUUACCCAUUAUGAAAAGAGCAUUCAACAUGGAACCACUCGCACCAUUGGAUACAUUUACGGAACUUGAUGAAUCUUUAGUUAAAUCAGAUAACACCGACUUGACUGAGAAAGACGUUGAGUACGGUCCACCCAGAGAAUUCGAGUUGCCUUAUUUGCCUGAUGAUGACUGCAUAAUUGACUAUUCUGUGUUUUCUGGCAAUGCGGAUCAUUUGUCGUACCAAUUCUUUAGACACACCAAUAAAGACAAAGACGUGUUUGAAUUUGAUUCAAUUGACGAUAUUGAUGCUAUUGAUCCAUUCAGCAACGAAGUCUUUGAUCACAAAGGAUUCUUUUAUGAUACGACGGAUGGGGAAGUUGAGAUGACGGAUGACGAGGAUACGAGCAGUGGAGAUAUUCACGCACCUUAUCACGAUUAUCUGUUCGAUGUUGAAAGCUUCUUGCAAACCAUUUGAAAUUAGCGUCACGCUUUUUUUUUUAAUUUUAUUUCCCUCUCUCUCUCUCUCAUUAUCGCUUCUUUAAA
Molecule: messenger RNA, 992 nt
Organism: Mucor mucedo
Lineage: Eukaryota; Fungi; Mucoromycota; Mucoromycetes; Mucorales; Mucoraceae
Exons: 6
Coding region: 49-924 (291 amino acids)
Source: RefSeq, a predicted model, not a curated record